CAUCUGUAGGCCUGUGGAUAGCCGCCUAUCCUUCUCCUAAUAAUAACCUGUCGGGGGAAAGGAUAGAUCGAGGCGACUAGUAUUUCUGUCGAGCGAGGCGAGAAACGCAAGAGCACUCACAUCAUAUGAACUGCGGCCAAUACUUCAAAUGAUGAGCGGUUUUCUGAGCGAGGAGAGAGCGCAUUCUUUAAACCUGUUUUCAGUCAGCGAUUAAGAUAGGUUUCUCUACAAUUUCUGUGAAGAUGAAAGGCAUUAAAAGGCAGUUUUCUUCGUUGUGUAUGAGACAUAGUGGCUCAAUUGUUUCCAAGGUCUGUUAUACCAGGAGGAGUUCGUCUGUUGAGAACAAAGUAUGCUGAACUAAAAAGGUUACAACAUUGCAUCCCCCACGGCCAUUCUUAGCUUUUUUUCAAGCAGAAAAGCAGCCCGUAGGAUGCUCUGAGGAAUGCAACUGCGCAACCUCG
This is a messenger RNA of Amoebophrya sp. A25, 461 nucleotides long. NCBI's taxonomy places the organism in Eukaryota, Dinophyceae, Syndiniales, Amoebophryaceae. The record is from the annotation of a GenBank genome assembly.